AUGCAAUUCACCACCUUCCUUUCUCUGGCCGUCGCGGCCAUUGUCCCCGCUCUGGCUGCGGACAACGCUGCUCAGGAGAACAUCGAGGCCUCCGUCUACCCCCUCGACUACUUCCACGGCCCCCCUACCUUCAACGACGGUGAUGCUUCUUGCUUCACUUCCGUCACCGGCGAAAUUCACUCCGUCAGGCAGGUUCCUGGCAUUACCUGCCACAUCUACUUUGACCACAACUGCGGCGGCGACAACCUUCCCGUCACCGUUGACAUCCCUGAUGUCGUUCACGCUCACCACAACCCCGCUCUCAGCGCUCGCUGCUACCGAUAG
Molecule: messenger RNA, 324 nt
Organism: Aspergillus costaricaensis CBS 115574
Lineage: Eukaryota; Fungi; Ascomycota; Eurotiomycetes; Eurotiales; Aspergillaceae
Exons: 4
Coding region: 1-324 (107 amino acids)
Source: RefSeq, a predicted model, not a curated record